AUGGUGGAGAAGGUCUACGUCACUUACAACGAUGUGCAUAAGCUAUGCCAGGAGGCAGCGCCCAAGAUAUUGGAAUCUUUCCAACCUCAACUUAUAAUCGCCAUAGGCGGUGGUGGCUAUGUGCCCGCGCGCAUCCUGCGCUCUUUCUUAAAGCAGCCUGGCAGCCCUAACAUUCCCAUCCAAGCUAUUGGUCUCUCUCUCUACGAACAACUGCCCGUCACGAACGCCUCAAAUGUGAACGAUGUCGUUCCAGACCAGAUCGGAACCAAGGUCACCCGCACACAAUGGCUGGACCUGAGCAGCCUCGGCGAGAUGCAAAACUUGGUGGGAAAGCGCAUCCUCAUCGUAGACGAGGUUGACGACACGCGGACAACGCUGGAAUACGCUGUCAAGGAGCUAGAGAAAGACGUCGAAGAGGCGCGUCAGAAGAUGGGUGCUGGCCCGGAAAAGACAAAGUUCAGCAUCUUUGUCUUACAUAACAAGGACAAGCCGAAGAAGGGCACAUUGCCCGCGGAUAUGAUAGACGAAUCGCGAUACCUAGCGGCCAGGACGAUCGGCGAUUUAUGGAUAUGUUAUCCAUGGGAAGCCAUAGAUAUCGAUGAGCACGACGAACUGGCGCGUAAGCAACGGACCAACGGGAAUGGUACCGCUUAG
Messenger RNA from Hypoxylon fragiforme, 654 nucleotides. RefSeq names its product PRTase-like protein. Gene Ontology annotation, molecular function: hypoxanthine phosphoribosyltransferase activity. Lineage: Eukaryota; Fungi; Ascomycota; Sordariomycetes; Xylariales; Hypoxylaceae. The transcript is spliced from 3 exons. Gene Ontology annotation, biological process: XMP salvage; hypoxanthine metabolic process; GMP salvage. Bases 1 to 654 code for a protein of 217 amino acids. Gene Ontology annotation, cellular component: cytoplasm. The record is from RefSeq and is a predicted model, not a curated record.